CAUUGAAGCGUCGCCGGAGCUGUAGUGAAGCGUCGUCGGAGGUGCAAUGAAGCGUUGUCGGAGUUGCAUUGAAGCGCCGGAGGGCCGUUGAAGCUUCGCCAGCAUUGCAAUGAAGCGUCGAUGGAGCUGCAAUGGAGCGACGCUGGGCGCCAACGAUGCUGCCCUCGGGAGCUUUUGCGUGGUGCUGCCAUGGGGAAGCUGCCUCAUCUUGCGGCUGAGAACUUCUGAACCGUACGUCUCUAGGAGCGGUUUAAUUCUGCCAAACAUCAUCCGGAUGAUUUGUACCAGUGGCCAAAGAGAAACCGAACAAAACAUUUUAAGACGAGUUUAAUUUUAACGACGACCAGAAAAAUAGCACGGAUCUCAAAUUAACCACGGACAGUGGAUCCAUGAACAAGUACGGGGAGAUAAACUACUCUCAGUGAGCUUUUUCCACUUCACCUGUCUUCUUUCCUUGCAGCCGACGCCGUUUGGACUCCUGCUCGGAUCCGGUGCCAACUCCACUUCGUCUAGGUUUAACCAUCGUCCGUCUAUAUAAGGCGGCACGCAGCCGCGGCCUCCACAAACCACCCGCAACUCGUCCACCUUCUCUUCCGGCCUCUUGCCAUCACAUGCACGCAUCAUCUACAUCCCGCAUGGAGGCGAUCCCAAGCUAGAGGGGUGGUGAUGUCGCCGUCGUUCUUCCCGAGCACGUCGGGCUCCGACGCCGACGCCUGCGAACGCAACGGCUUGCCACACGCGGUCAAGAAGAUGUGGACCAAGACAGAGGACGACCUGCUGCGGGAGCAGGUGCGUCGGUGCGGCGGCCCGCACAACUGGGACGCCAUCUGCCGAGGGCUGCCCGGCCGCAACUCCAAAUCGUGCCGCGUGUGCUGGUGCCAGCACCUCGACCCCAGGGUGGGGGCCGUCAAGCCCUUCACCCCUGAGGAGGACAUGCUCAUCGUCAAGUACCAGGACACAUACGGCAACCGCUUGUCCACCAUCGCCGAGUUCCUCUCCGGCCGCACCGACAACGCCAUCAAGAACCGCUGGAACUCCGUCCUCCACAAGCACGCGCCCUCCUUGCAGGGGCACCCGCGCCUGUGGGCUCCUUCCAUCGCCCGACAGGCCAUGAGCCCCGAGGUCAUGCCGGGAUGCCUGCCGCUGUUUCCUCUGAUGAGCGGGGAUGUCAGGAUGUCCCUUCGUUCGACCGAGGACGUGUCAGAGGCUGAGACAUGUCCGGCGGAGAGGGAGUGCCUCGAGCUGUUCCCUCUGGCGCCCGGGGAUAUCACGGGCAACACGGGUGCUACGGCGUUGAGUGUCAUGUCAUGCGGAGCAGACGACCCGCUCACCGAGCUGAGGCUCUGGCCGGCGGCGAGGGUGGUGUUCGACGUAAUGCCGCUGCAGGCUUACCGGAUGUAGAUUCAUUCUAGUCUUCUUGCCAUGACUUAGUUGCUCUUUCAUCUUACUCUUUGCUAAUCAUGGGGAAUUUCCUA
Messenger RNA from Triticum aestivum (bread wheat), 1475 nucleotides. Its product is annotated as transcription factor MYB44-like. Gene Ontology annotation, cellular component: nucleus. Lineage: Eukaryota; Viridiplantae; Streptophyta; Magnoliopsida; Poales; Poaceae. The record is from RefSeq and is a predicted model, not a curated record. Gene Ontology annotation, biological process: regulation of DNA-templated transcription. The transcript has a single exon. Bases 667 to 1401 code for a protein of 244 amino acids. Gene Ontology annotation, molecular function: DNA-binding transcription factor activity, RNA polymerase II-specific; RNA polymerase II cis-regulatory region sequence-specific DNA binding.